This is a messenger RNA of Saccharomyces cerevisiae S288C, 2778 nucleotides long. RefSeq names its product Pdc2p (gene PDC2). The transcript has a single exon. Bases 1 to 2778 code for a protein of 925 amino acids. Gene Ontology annotation, molecular function: nucleic acid binding. Lineage: Eukaryota; Fungi; Ascomycota; Saccharomycetes; Saccharomycetales; Saccharomycetaceae. The record is from RefSeq and is marked reviewed.
AUGCUUUCCAUUCAGCAAAGAUAUAAUAUUUGUCUAAUGGCGGAGAGGCACCCAAAGUGGACGCAACUUGAAUUGGCAAAAUGGGCUUAUGAGACGUUCCAGCUGCCAAAAAUUCCAUCCCAAGGCACAAUAUCGCGUUUGUUGGCAAGGAAAUCAACUUAUAUGAAUUGUAAAGAGCAUGAAAAAGAUGCGAAUAGAUUAAGGAAGCCAAAUAAUCUUUUGGUUCGGAAAAUUUUACAAGAAUGGAUUUCUCAAAGUUUGUGGAAUGGAAUCCCUAUAACGUCACCUAUUAUUCAAGACACUGCACAAGCUGUUUGGCACAGAAUUCCUGCGGAGCAUCGCGAGGGAAAUGGUUCUUUUAGUUAUAAAUGGAUUUCGAAUUUUUUAUCAAAAAUGGAUGUCAAUAUUUCUGUUUUAGACGAAGAGUUACCCAAAACCCCAAAAGUCUGGACAUUUGAAGAGAGGGAUGUAUUGAAGGCUUAUUUCUCCAAAAUUCCUCCAAAGGAUUUAUUCACUUUAGAUGAAGCGUUUCUCUCCUACAACCUACCGUUGGAUUAUGCUCAAUAUGAAGCAAGUAGCAUUCAAAGGCGUAUAGAGGUGGCAACUGUCAUGCUGUGCUCCAAUUUAGAUGGCUCUGAAAAGUUAAAACCUGUUGUCGUGGGCAAAUAUGAUAGUUACAAAUCAUUCAGGAAUUAUUUCCCCAAUGAACCGAAUGAUCCUGUGUCACAAUCAAUGUUGGGUACUAAGAUGGCUAAGAAAUUUGAUAUCUCAUACCAUAGUAACAGGAAAGCAUGGCUAACGAGCAAUCUUUUCCACAACUGGUUAGUCAGGUGGGAUAAGAGGUUGGUUGCUGUGAAUAGGAAGAUUUGGAUUGUUUUGGAUGAUUCUUGCUGUCAUCGAAUAAUUAAUUUGCGCCUUCAAAAUAUAAAACUUGUAUACACUUCCUCAAAUUCAAAGUUUUUGCCAUUUAACUGGGGUGUCUGGGAUGAAUUCAAAACACGAUACAGAAUACAACAGUAUCAGGCGCUCAUUGACUUGCAAAAUAGAAUUUCGAAGAAUAUCCAAAAUAAAAAUAAAUCAGAACGGAACGAAUGCAUACCCAAUGGUAAAAAAUGUUUGAUUAGCUUUGAGCAGAGUCAACUCACAAUGUCAAAUGCAUUCAAAUUUAUUAAAAAAGCUUGGGAUGAUAUACCCGUUGAUGCUAUCAAAGCAAAUUGGAAAAGUUCCGGUCUGCUUCCUCCUGAAAUGAUACAUUUGAAUGAGAAUGUUAGUAUGGCAUUUAAGAAAAACGAAGUCUUAGAGAGCGUUUUGAAUAGAUUAUGUGAUGAAUACUACUGUGUUAAAAAAUGGGAAUAUGAAAUGUUGUUAGAUUUAAACAUUGAAAACAAAAACACAAACUUCUUGAGUACAGAAGAAUUAGUGGAAAGUGCUAUUGUGGAGCCUUGUGAACCUGAUUUUGAUACUGCGCCAAAAGGUAAUGAGGUCCAUGAUGAUAAUUUUGAUGUAUCAGUUUUUGCCAAUGAAGAUGAUAAUAAUCAAAAUCAUUUAAGCAUGUCACAAGCUAGCCACAACCCCGAUUACAACAGUAAUCACAGCAACAAUGCUAUUGAAAAUACUAAUAAUAGAGGCAGUAAUAAUAAUAACAAUAAUAAUGGUAGUAGUAAUAAUAUUAAUGAUAAUGAUAGUAGCGUAAAGUAUUUGCAACAGAAUACUGUUGAUAAUAGUACCAAAACAGGUAACCCUGGACAACCAAAUAUUUCUAGUAUGGAAUCGCAAAGGAACUCUUCGACUACAGAUUUAGUUGUUGACGGUAAUUAUGACGUCAAUUUUAACGGCCUUUUGAAUGAUCCAUAUAAUACAAUGAAACAGCCGGGCCCAUUAGAUUAUAAUGUCAGUACAUUAAUCGAUAAACCUAAUUUAUUCUUAAGUCCUGAUUUGGAUUUAUCUACUGUUGGCGUUGAUAUGCAACUACCAUCAUCAGAAUAUUUUAGCGAAGUAUUUUCUUCAGCUAUCAGAAACAACGAAAAAGCUGCCUCAGAUCAGAACAAAUCAACUGAUGAACUUCCUUCAAGCACGGCCAUGGCAAAUUCAAACUCGAUAACGACUGCCCUUCUAGAGUCAAGAAAUCAAGCACAGCCGUUUGAUGUCCCACAUAUGAAUGGGUUGCUGAGCGACACAUCAAAAAGCGGACAUUCUGUUAAUUCCUCAAAUGCUAUAUCUCAAAAUUCUCUGAAUAACUUUCAACAUAAUUCGGCGUCCGUCGCGGAAGCUUCGUCUCCUUCAAUUACACCAUCUCCUGUGGCAAUAAACUCAACAGGCGCUCCAGCGAGAUCUAUUAUAUCUGCACCCAUAGACUCAAAUUCCUCUGCGUCAUCGCCAUCAGCUUUAGAACAUCUUGAAGGUGCUGUUUCCGGUAUGUCACCCUCUUCCACCACAAUAUUAAGUAACUUACAAACAAAUAUAAAUAUCGCCAAAUCAUUGAGUACCAUUAUGAAACAUGCAGAAUCAAACGAAAUAUCACUGACGAAAGAAACAAUAAAUGAACUUAAUUUCAAUUAUUUGACACUUUUAAAAAGGAUUAAAAAGACUAGAAAACAAUUAAAUAGCGAAAGCAUUAAAAUAAACAGUAAGAAUGCACAAGACCAUUUAGAAACCCUUCUAUCUGGGGCUGCAGCUGCAGCUGCAACUUCCGCCAAUAACUUGGACCUUCCGACUGGUGGUUCAAACCUCCCAGACUCUAAUAACUUACACUUACCUGGUAACACAGGCUUUUUUUAG